CGUCCCUUCCGUCGCAGCUUAGUGUCGUCAGCCACUCGUAUUUCCCUUCCUCCGCUCCCGGCCCCGCUCGGUGACCGGCGCGGUGCGGCGGUGUGUGGAGCAGCAUGUUCCGUAUCGAGGGGCUGGGGCCUAAGAUGGACCCGGAGGAGAUGAGGAGAAAGAUGCGGCGAGACGUUCUUACCUCCGUCCGUAACUUCUUCAUCUACGUGGCGCUGCUGCGGAUCACUCCCUUCAUCCUGAAGAAGCUGGACAGCGUGUGAGGGCUCCGCGAGCUGCACGGAACACUCGGCUUCUGAAAACACGAACUGCUUUCCUUUCAUCAUUAGCUCAACGUCGUUCCAGAGGCAGGCAUCCGAUCCUAAAUGUUCUUUAAAAUAGCCAUGUAGGCGUGUUCGAGUGAUAACGUGGUGGGGGAUGUGGGGCAGGUGUGUGUUCUCUGUGCAGGUACUCACAGAGCACUCCGCAGCAUCAGUAGUGUUACAAUGGAACGUUUCUGGUCCUCCUGUAAAAAAUUGUUCAUCUUUUCUCAUGAAGUUUGAAGUGCUAACAAGUCGCUUUGUUGUGCACCUACCUCUAAACUGCGGCGUGCUGUGGCUAUCAAUGUUACCGAACCUGUCUGUAAAAUUAUGUUGUUAUUGAAUCCAGUGCAGAGGGAGUUUGAUUUUAAAUAAAUGGGAGAGCAGUUCUGUCACAUCACAAA
Coturnix japonica (Japanese quail) is the source of this 700-nucleotide messenger RNA. RefSeq names its product translocase of outer mitochondrial membrane 5 (gene TOMM5). The record is from RefSeq and is a predicted model, not a curated record. NCBI's taxonomy places the organism in Eukaryota, Metazoa, Chordata, Aves, Galliformes, Phasianidae. Gene Ontology annotation, cellular component: mitochondrial outer membrane translocase complex.